UUUGGUGUUGGGUUUAGGGAAAAUUCAAUAGAAAUGAUGGAUGACACGGAUUAGUUAGAUAACGAAGAGCGGAACGCCUUGUGAUGCUUUUGAUGAUUCCGUUUUUAUUAGCUCUUUUGAUCAUACAAGAAUGGGGAGUAUUGUCGGUUCAGUAUUAACUGGAUUCUCUGAAGUGUUAGGGAAAUUGUUAGGCCAUCCACUUGACUUCUUAUCUGGGAAGUCAUGCAGCACCAACUGCGGACUGAUAUGGGACCUCAUGUGUUACAUUGAGAACUUCUGCAUCUCGCAGCUGCUGAAAUUGGCUUUGGUUGUAGUCCUAUUGUACUUUGUCCUAUUAUUCUUCUACUUGUCAUACAAGUUGGGUAUUUGCCAAUGCAUUUGUCACACCAUCUGCAGAAGUAUAUGGGCAUGUUGUGCCAUCUAUUUCUCCACCUUAGAAUGUUGUUGCACUUUCCUUUGUUCUAAGCUUGAUAAGCAUAAUCAAACACGAAGGAGAAGGCGAGCUAGAGAUAUUGAAGCAUUGGGGGUUAGUUGUGAAGACAACGAUGAUCACGAUGAAGUUGAAGAAAGCUUUUCGAUGCCUUCGCCAGAGCGCAUCUCGGGCAAACAAAAGCUCCAAUCUCAUCGAGGAAGGCAUUAUAGGAAAGAACAUGUAAGAAGGUCCUUGAGGCCGAAGAGUUAUCACCCCCAUGUAGGGAUCAGAGAAAAAUCACUUAGAUUGAAACGUGAACCAUCCUUUAAGAAAUGUAAUGAUCGAGUCAAUCUUGCUGAUCAGACUACAGUGAGUAGAAGGUCAAAGUUUGUAAAAAAGAGGAAUAGUUUCAAGGGUUCAGGACAUCACCAUCGAAAGUGA
Messenger RNA from Oldenlandia corymbosa var. corymbosa, 853 nucleotides. NCBI's taxonomy places the organism in Eukaryota, Viridiplantae, Streptophyta, Magnoliopsida, Gentianales, Rubiaceae. The record is from the annotation of a GenBank genome assembly.